Molecule: messenger RNA, 1485 nt
Organism: Chroicocephalus ridibundus (black-headed gull)
Lineage: Eukaryota; Metazoa; Chordata; Aves; Charadriiformes; Laridae
Gene: ACRBP
Product: acrosin binding protein
Exons: 10
Coding region: 1-1485 (494 amino acids)
Cellular component (GO): nucleus; acrosomal vesicle
Source: RefSeq, a predicted model, not a curated record
AUGGCGAGGUUGCCCUGCCUGAUGGGGCUGCUGACCUUGCUGAUGUCCUCCGUUGCUCCGAUGGUGCCCCCCACUCCGGGCAGCCCCCUGUCAGACAGAGAAUACCGCUUCUUCUUUGCCAGCCUGCAUCCCCCCUGGAAGGCGGACAUGGCCUGUCAGGUGCGUCAGGCAAGUGGCUGCCUCAGCCCCAACAUCCUGCAGCUGGACCAGGAGGAGAACCACGGCCAUGUCCCCGAAGGGCCGGUCUGCUCUGACUUCCCGGAGGCGCCCUGGUUUCAGACCUUCUGCCAGUUCGCCCAGUACCGCUGCUUCAAACGCCAGUUCUACGCCAAGAGAAUCCCAUGUCUGAGGUUGUCUCCUCCAAAACACCUUCUCCUCCUGAAGGAGCGACUGCACACUGUGGGGCCCUGGGAAAGGAGCGAAAGCUCCCCUACAGAAGAAGCUCCAGGGCAGGCUUCUCUCUCUGCCCUGCUGCAUGACAGCGUGGACUCUUUCCUCAAGUACUCCUACGCACUGUCGAGUCAGAAACUGCUUCCGAGGAAGCUCCCCCUGGCCAAGCCAGGGAUCCUGAGACCCCCGCAGCACAGGGGGCUGCCUGUGCCCCCACCGACUGUGCCGGUCCCGGAUCGUCCUGCCCCCUCACCUCCCACUCUGGGAUCCCCUGCCCAGGCAGAGAAAUCCUGGGAGCAACGCCUGCAGAACAGCGUCUGGCAGCUGAUCCACUUGGCCCUCUCCUUGGAGAGAUCCCUGGACACCAAGAGCUCUUCUCCGGACUCCGGCACCAAGUCAAAGCCAGGGAACACAUCAGGCAGUGCCGAGGAGGAGGUGCAGGAAAAAGACCCCCGUGGCAGCCUUUUAGCCCUGAAGAACGGCGAGGCAGUGAUUGUCCUGUGCUAUGCAAUGCUGGAGGGAAACUGUCUCUCGUCAGUGGUCACCCAGGCCUGGAAGGAAAUGGAAGACAGAGUCCUUGGGUUCGGAGAUUCGGUGUGUGACAGCCUCGGGCGGCGUCACAUGGACCUCUGCCCUAACUGCGCCUUCUGCUCGCUGAAGAGGGAGCAGUGUCGGCACAUCAAAAACCUGAAGCGUGUCCACUGCGAGACAGGCAGCUUCACCCCCUACAUCAACCCUCAGAUCUCAGCCCAGUACCAGGCUGCGGGCAACAAGACCAGCUCCCCAGAGACCUCGGAGUACUAUGGCAUGGAUAUUUUUAGAGGGCUGAGGGUGGAGUAUUGGUGCAGCCGGAUAGCCACCCGUGGCUGUGAGGACCCUCGUGUGGCCCUCUGGCUGAAGGCAGAGUACACCGCCUUCCAAGAUGGAGAUGCCCCGAGCCAGAUCUGCGACACGGGAGGAGUACAGCACCCCAGCUACUGUGCCUUCAAGAGCCACCAGUGUCUGCUGCAGACCCUCUACAACCAGAAGCACUUCACUGUGGUGCCUGCUGGAACUCCCCCUGAAAACAUUUUCUCCAACCAACGGAGCAGCUGA